AUGCGAGCGAAUGGUGAUAUCAACCGGGCGUACUGUGUCACUCUGUUCCACACGGCACCCUUUUUGCCAGAUUACACCGAGCUGACCAGACAGACAGACGAGAACGGAACGUCUCCACUCUCGCAGGCAAGGCCGCCUGGUAGUAGUGGCGAGCGGGAGCCGUGGUCGCACGGACAGCGGAUCGAUUCAAUCAGCUGGGUCGGCCCAGCAAACUGUUUUUCGCGUGGCUUAAACCUCGCCAGGGAUGCGGAUCACCUGCCGCUGCACAGACGGUGCAAGAGAUCUACAGUGCCUCGUGUAGUGGUAGUCCUAUGCUUCGGUCGUGGAGCGAGACUGCGAUGUGGGUGCACUGUUUGCUGGCUCGACCAGGCUUUCGUCCUUGACGGAGACACCCACGUCUUCCUGCUCUCCUGGGUCUCACGCGAAAUGAGAGUGCGAUCAAGACGGCCAGACCUCUCGAUGGCGGCGGAGGAUGAGGCGGAUUCGGUUCAGCUGUCUGCUCCUGGCUAUCUCGAUAUCGGAGAGUGGGACAGCCUCCUUUUUGGUGGUCUGGCUGCUGCUCGUCAGGAUCGACAGAUCAGGGAGCCGUCAUGGAGUAAUGCUAAUUAG
This is a messenger RNA of Mixia osmundae IAM 14324, 609 nucleotides long. RefSeq lists its product as uncharacterized. Bases 1 to 609 code for a protein of 202 amino acids. NCBI's taxonomy places the organism in Eukaryota, Fungi, Basidiomycota, Mixiomycetes, Mixiales, Mixiaceae. The transcript is spliced from 3 exons. The record is from RefSeq and is a predicted model, not a curated record.